AUGCGCUAUCUACGUAUAUCCCGCGCUCUUCCGUCAAAAGUGUUGGCCAACCCUAGCGCUGGCUUUUCUUUCGCGCCGCUUGUUGCCUCCGUCCAAUCAUCCGCCCCGCUUGUCGCUCCUCUCCCCUACCGGUUUGAGACCAGUGACCUGCCAGCCAGUCAGUCUCAAGAUGUCCCGCUGUCCACACCAUCAGUGAGCUGGGAUCCAGGAACACGACCAAGAUCUCAUCCACACACCGUGCCACCACCCACACGGAGUAAAGGCUGUGCUAAAUCGAGACGGGCGUGA
Colletotrichum tamarilloi is the source of this 288-nucleotide messenger RNA. RefSeq lists its product as uncharacterized. Bases 1 to 288 code for a protein of 95 amino acids. The record is from RefSeq and is a predicted model, not a curated record. Lineage: Eukaryota; Fungi; Ascomycota; Sordariomycetes; Glomerellales; Glomerellaceae. The transcript has a single exon.